AUGGCUCCUUCUACCAUAGAGAAACCGCUCGAUGUUGAAGAGUCUCAGCCACGUCCUAUGCCAAUGCAGGAUUCUGCACCAUUAGUGUUCCCGGAAGGCGGUCGGGAUGCAUGGCUCACCAUUGCAGGCGGGUGGAUGGUUUCAUUCUGCACUUUCGGCGCUAUUCAAUCCUUCGGCGUGUACCAAGACUACUACACGCGUAUUUUCCUCAACGAGCACCCUCCCUCCGAUAUCUCGUGGAUUGGUUCUGUUCAAAUAUUUUUCCUUUUUUCUAUCGGCAUCUUCAGUGGCAAGCUUUUCGACCAUGGGUAUUUCCGACAGUUGCUUGUCAGCGGAAGCACGCUCUACAUUGUCUCCUCCUUCUUGCUAUCCCUCGCAAAACCUCACCACUUCUAUCAAAACUUCUUGGCUCAGAGCUGUGGAAUGGGCAUUGGAAUGGGGACGAUAUUUCUGCCAAGUUUAUCAGUGGCCGCACAUUACUUCAAGCGCAGACGGGGAAUAGCUGUUGGAAUCAUGCUCUCAGGCUCUUCGGUUGGCGCCGUUAUCUAUCCAGUCAUGAUCAAUCACUUGUUUUCCUCUGUGGGUUUUGCAUGGGGCGUACGAGCAGUGUCCUUCCUUGAUACCGGCCUUCUCCUUUGCGCCAACCUCAUCAUGAAAACGAGACUCGCGCCCCGUCCUUCGGAAGUCGACAUGAAAGCAAUCUUGAAGGAUGUGCCGUUCUGGACCUGUCUUGUCGGGGAAGCAUUUACCUUUUGGGGCCUCUUCAUUCCCAUAUUUUACAUCCAGCUUUUUUCCGUCAAGCACAACGCGUCGAAAACACUACAGACUUAUUGUGUUGCGAUACUUAACGCAGCUGGUUUCUUCGGCCGGACAGUGCCCAUGUUCUUCUCAGAUCUCUGGGGGCCAUUCUAUGUCAUUGUCCCGGUCGUCUUCAUUUCAGGCUGCCUGUCCUUCGCAUUUUUGGGCGCUAAAUCCGAUGGUGGUCUCGUUAUAUUCGCCAUUCUAUAUGGGUUUUUCAGUGGAGGCUUUGUUUCGCUGUCCGUGCCCAUGUCAGCGACUUUUUCUCGAUCCGUGGCCGAGAUCGGGACCCGUAUUGGGCUGAUGAGCCUCACGUGCAGCUUCACUCUGCUCACCGGUAACCCCAUCUCAGGUGUACUCCUCCAUCCGCCGCGGUACACAUGGAUCGAUCCAAUCGUGUUCAGUGGGGUUACGAUCUUCACGGGCCUGGCGUUGAUAUCACUUGCUGGAUUACUUCAGCGCCUCCCGAAAGGAAGCAUUCCACAACGGGGAAAUCUAAGUACUUAG
This is a messenger RNA of Mycena indigotica, 1305 nucleotides long. RefSeq names its product MFS general substrate transporter. Gene Ontology annotation, cellular component: fungal-type vacuole membrane. The transcript is spliced from 12 exons. Gene Ontology annotation, molecular function: transmembrane transporter activity. The coding region runs from base 1 to 1305 and encodes 434 amino acids. Lineage: Eukaryota; Fungi; Basidiomycota; Agaricomycetes; Agaricales; Mycenaceae. Gene Ontology annotation, biological process: transmembrane transport. The record is from RefSeq and is a predicted model, not a curated record.